AUUAUGACGUAAAACCCUUAUGACGUCAUGAAUAAUGGUGUUCAGGUUGCAAAAACAACAUGUUAUGGUGUGUUGGUGCAUCUAGAUGAUAGAGCGAUAAACAGAUGGUGACAAGAAUAUGCCAGUCGACAAUCUCGACGAGUCCAGGAAUGACCUCUCACAAGCCGCCAAAUAUCAGAUCCUUGAGGAACAGGGCUUCACUGUAGGAAGAACCAUAGGCAGCGGAUCGUACGCCUGUGUCAAAAUCGCCUAUGAUAAUAACAAAAAAAUGAAAGUGGCCAUAAAAAUCAUUUCGAAGAAAAAAGCGCCACAGGAAUUCAUCGUCAAGUUUCUCCCACGAGAAAUCGAUAUAGUGCGCAAUUUAAAUCACGUGAAUCUCAUCGAGUUCUAUCAAGCGAUCGAGACGACGAGUCGAUACUUUCUGGUCAUGGAGCUGUCAGAAAAUGGAGAUCUGUUGGACCAUCUCCGCAAACGCAAGUAUGUGGACGAGGCGCAGGCGGGACAGUGGUUCAGCAAUCUGGUGGACGGCAUGGAAUACAUGCACAGCAAAGGAGUGGCCCACCGCGACCUCAAGUGCGAGAAUGUUCUCAUAACUAGUUCCAAUGUUCUCAAGGUGGCCGAUUUCGGGUUCGCGCGGAUCGUGAGGAAGCAGAGAGGAAAUGACGUAAUGAUGAGCGAGACGUACUGCGGCAGCUUCGCCUACGCGGCUCCGGAGAUCCUCAAAGGAACCCCGUACGACGCCUUCCUGUCAGACGUGUGGAGCAUGGGGGUCGUUCUGUUCACGAUGGUUUUCGGUAAAUUGCCCUUCGAUGACUCGAAUCAUGCAAAGUUGCUGAAGAUGGUCCAGUCUAGGGUGGUGUUUCCAGCAAAGCCAUCAGUUUCCGAAAAUUGUCGAGUAAUGAUUUCCAAAAUCCUCGUGAGAGCAAAUGAACGCCCUACGUUGGCAGAAAUGCAACGUGAACCGUGGUACAAAGCGCACAGCCAGAGCAAACAUCUCAGAGUUCAGGCAUGAGGAAAUAUGUGUGCGUAUGUGAACAGACAGUCGGCUAUAACUGGUAUUAAAGCAUGUGCAGAAAAACCUCAAAUCCGUGACAUUGAUUCACGCUGUAUCAAUGUCUUGAAUGUGUCUCCAUGUUACCAAUUUCAUCUAUUUAAAGUAGUAUUCUGUGGUGACGUGCCAAUCUCUGCAAUGAUUUUCACAAAUAUAGGCCCUACCUGUAAUGGAAUCAUAAACUAUCGGUCAAAUUGGUAUUUGUUUUGUAAUACAAAUGGUCAUAGCCUUUUUCUAAUGUUAUAAUAGGCCACGUAGAUUUGUUUUUGGUCUCCGAUCUUUUUAGCGUCUAUAAGCUUCUGAAACAUCCGCCUUAAUUCAAAAUAAUUUUUGGCGUCUAGCUAUAAUUAUUGGUUUAAGACUCGUACAAUUUAAAAAAAAAAAUAGAACCAUAAUUACUUUGGGAGGUUUUAAUUGUGAAAUAUGCUUCGAAUAUAUAUUUUUUAUUCCUGAAAAACCCCCACAACUAAUACAGUGAAAAUAAUUUUACUCGUGGUGGUCUAAUUUUAAAUCAUGGACUAACGAAUUUAAGAACUCAACGAAAAUAUGAUAUUAACGUUUUGAUCUACGAUUUUUAAUUUAAUUAAAAAAAAUUUGAUCCACGAAUUUAAAUAACCAACGAAAUAUGUAUUUUAGCAAAAGCACAAAAAUAUAGGAUUUCACUGUAACAUAUUUUAAAAUUUAAUUCUCCUUUGACCUUACAGCUUAGGCCGAAUGAUUGAUCAUACAUGCCCUUCGUUAUCUCGUCAUAAAUUAGUGUUAUUCAAAUCUGGUUGGCUCUGGUCACAGCUUGGUGUUAUCCAAUGAUUAUGCGAGUGACUUGAGACAUAAAAUAACUCCAAAGACAGAUUCUCUUUAAAGAAAUAUUAAAACAGCGUAACAGCGAACAACCUUGAAACAAAUAUAAUUUAAUAUUAAAAAGAUACUUUUAGUUUAAAAAUAAUUUAUGAUUUUCUUCUUCUACUUUUCAGUUUUUUUUUCUAAAAUUGUAAUAAUCUCAAAUGAGUAAAAUGGUCAACACAUAAACGACAGUCUCUGUAAUAGAGCAACCCUUCAGAUUAUUUCGGUUCAGUCUGACCUAUCUCUGUUAAGGAGUUCACUGAAAAGGCCACAUUUUGUUACCAUUUUCUGCUGGCUUAGACAGUAAAACCCCGUUUAUAAUGCUAACCUGUUUUUCAAUCUUUCAAGUAAGUAUGCGUUUCUUUGGUUUCACUUUGGUGUACUGUUCAAUAUCUGUUGUAAAUAAUUGUAAUUAGAGACGACAAUAAUAAUAAUAAUAAUUAUUAUUAUAAUAAUAAUAAUAAUUAUUAUUAUAAUAAUAAUAAUAAUAAUAAAAACAUAAUUAAAAAACA
Messenger RNA from Gigantopelta aegis, 2403 nucleotides. Its product is annotated as testis-specific serine/threonine-protein kinase 4-like. The record is from RefSeq and is a predicted model, not a curated record. Lineage: Eukaryota; Metazoa; Mollusca; Gastropoda; Neomphalida; Peltospiridae. The transcript is spliced from 2 exons. Gene Ontology annotation, molecular function: tau-protein kinase activity; ATP binding; protein serine/threonine kinase activity. Gene Ontology annotation, cellular component: cytoplasm. Gene Ontology annotation, biological process: intracellular signal transduction; protein phosphorylation; microtubule cytoskeleton organization. Bases 119 to 1012 code for a protein of 297 amino acids.